AUGGCUCUGUUGUAUGAGACUGCUCCAACGUUUGAAGAUACUUGGAUUGAGUGCCUCGGCGACUUGGGCCGCUAUCGUAUGGCUAUUGAGGAUGAUGAUCUGAAGGAUAGAGAGGUUUGGACCUCAGUUUCUCGCCAUUGGUACUCAAAGGCCAGUGACAAGGCCCCUCAAACAGGUCGUCUUUACCAUCACCUCGCCAUUUUGGCACGCCCGAAUGCCCUGCAGCAACUGUUCCACUACACCAAGUCUCUCUGCGUGCCACUUCCCUUCCUGUCUGCUCGCGAGUCAAUCAUGACUCUGUUCGAUCCGCAUCUCAAUGGCACUCCGACAAGGCUGCAGGAGAUUGACGCAGCCUUUGUCCACUCUCAUGGGAUCCUCUUUUCGGGGAAGAACACCGACCAACUCUCAUCGUCGGUCAGCGAGUUCAUAGAUAACUUGGACAACAACAUCGCACGUCACACCCGUUGCUGGCUUGAUAGCGGGUACUAUAUCUCUAUCGCAUUAGGCUGCGCACUUCUCGAAUAUGGUAGUGAGAGCAAUCCCAUCAUGAGAGCCAUCAAAUCAGGCCGCGCGGACGACGCCGACGUCCAGAUGAACGAAACUGAAGCUCCCAUCGCUCCAACGCAGAAGUUCCUAGACGCUCUCGACUUUGCUACUCGCACCCACAAUGUGGUUUUCAGACGAUUCGGCGACGACAACACCAGACCCUACUUGCACGUCACCCUCUCUUUUCUCUACCACAUGUCUCAGUUUCCCGCUGCAAUGGCACUUCUAGAAGAAAAGAUGCCCUGGAGACUGAUUUCCUUGCUCCUCAACACGAUAAUAAUCAAAGACGUGCCCAUUGAGACCAUCGAGUCCAAGGAGUUUCCUCGGCCAGACAAGGGGGAUCCUCGUCCUCUCCCUGACGAUUUUGCGCAGCGGGGCCUUCUGUGGGUUGAUAGCUAUUACCCCAACGAUUGGUUCACGGCCACAAAGGUAGAUGACGACGAUAAAUACUUUGAAGUAGCAUCAAUGAUGGAAGAGCGUUCAUCCCGCUGUCUUUGGCUUGGCUGUCGGCUUGCAGCAUCAGGCAAGUGGUUGACUUACACAAGAGACGGACGAUUUGGGGUUGCGUCAUAAUACGACAUGAAGAUUUCUGAUCUGAGCAACGAUGCUACGCACCAAUCCAGUGGAGAGGGUGUCAACGAUACGAGAAUGCCAGAUGCUCCAGAAGCCAGCAAUUGAUGGUGCUUCAUGGGGUACUUUUGUGAAUGGGUUACGAUAGAAGGUGAAAGGCGUUCUCUGCGUGUGGCUUACUUGGUUGUAUUUCAGGAAACAAAGAAUUUUCUCGGUGUCAUGGGGCUAGUUGUUUUGUUCCUGUGUUUUUUUCUCAACGCGACAUUCCCCUCGGUGUUGUUGCUUGAAUAGGAU
This is a messenger RNA of Colletotrichum godetiae, 1410 nucleotides long. RefSeq lists its product as uncharacterized. NCBI's taxonomy places the organism in Eukaryota, Fungi, Ascomycota, Sordariomycetes, Glomerellales, Glomerellaceae. The transcript has 2 exons. The record is from RefSeq and is a predicted model, not a curated record. Gene Ontology annotation, biological process: nuclear-transcribed mRNA catabolic process, nonsense-mediated decay. Gene Ontology annotation, molecular function: telomeric repeat DNA binding; protein binding; telomerase RNA binding. Gene Ontology annotation, cellular component: telomerase holoenzyme complex. The coding region runs from base 1 to 1119 and encodes 372 amino acids.